AUGUCAUCGGCGGCAGGCCUGCCCGAAACCCCUCCCUCUCAGGACCGGGAACAAGGCAACGACCAUGAUGAGCUGGAGCCUCUGCUUGGCCGACCCGGCGAUGCCCAACAACCCCCCAGCCAAUUCAUCGUUAGGAACCUUAUUCUCGGCACCGGCAUCAUCGCUCAGUUUGGCGCAGUAAUAUUCGUCGCCAUGAUCUGGGCUGCCGUCCUUACCAAAGAUGUGAUCCUUUUCUCUGGCCACCCGCUUGCUCAGAGUCUCGCCAUCUUCACCCUCACCCAGUCCAUCCUCUCCCUACAGCCGACACACACCCCCGACCAGAAGCGGGUUGGUCAGCGUGUCCAUGCUGUCCUUAACCUGCUCGCCUUCCUUUUCCUCGUCGCCGGCAUUACUAUCAUCGAGUAUAACAAGUUUCGCCAGGGCCCUGGCUCCCACUUCCACUCCGUUCACGGCUACCUCGGCGUCAUCGUUUCCAUUAUCCUGCUGCUGCAGUACAUCGUAGGCUUCACCAUGUGGGCUACCCCACGGCUUUACGGCGGCGAGGACAAGGCCAAAUCUAUCUGGAAAUACCACCGUUGGAGCGGCUACGUUGUCCUAGUUCUCCUGCUGGUUACGGUAGCGACGGCCGUUGGCACGCCGUUCAACGAGAACGUGCUCAAGCUGAAGCUCUGGGCUGUCGUUAUCACCGCCUUGUUGAUACUAGUUGGUAUCGUUCCGCGCGUGCAGAAACAGAAGCUUGGCUUCUCGAAUUAG
Molecule: messenger RNA, 753 nt
Organism: Colletotrichum graminicola M1.001
Lineage: Eukaryota; Fungi; Ascomycota; Sordariomycetes; Glomerellales; Glomerellaceae
Product: cytochrome b561
Exons: 2
Coding region: 1-753 (250 amino acids)
Molecular function (GO): transmembrane monodehydroascorbate reductase activity
Source: RefSeq, a predicted model, not a curated record